This is a messenger RNA of Penicillium antarcticum, 1458 nucleotides long. RefSeq names its product allantoate permease family MFS transporter. The transcript has 5 exons. NCBI's taxonomy places the organism in Eukaryota, Fungi, Ascomycota, Eurotiomycetes, Eurotiales, Aspergillaceae. Gene Ontology annotation, biological process: transmembrane transport. Gene Ontology annotation, cellular component: membrane. Bases 1 to 1458 code for a protein of 485 amino acids. The record is from RefSeq and is a predicted model, not a curated record. Gene Ontology annotation, molecular function: transmembrane transporter activity.
AUGGAUCCCGAAAAGGAAUGCGACCAUGAAACAGUCGAAGAUGUCAAGUCUCAAUCUUCAGUCCCGGAGCUCGAUCGCUCAGCGGAGAAGCGAUUGCUUUGGAAACUUGAUAUUCACGUUGUCCCUAUUCUCAUGUUUCUUUUCUUGCUCGCUUUUCUUGAUCGGAUCAACAUUGGGAAUGCCCGGCUUCAAGGUUUAGAGAAGGAUCUUGGUAUGAAGGGUCAUGAUUAUAACAUUGCGCUUUUUAUUUUCUUUAUUCCGUAUAUUCUUUUUGAAGUUCCCAGCAACCUUGUUCUGAGAAAAGUGCCGCCGUCGUGGUGGUUGAGUGGGAUUAUGUGCUUGUGGGGCAUUGUGACAAUCUGCCAAGGGGUCACGGAGAGUUUCGGUGGCCUAGUCGCAUGUCGCUUUUUGUUGGGAUUGUUUGAAGCAGGAUUCAUGCCAGGCUGCAUUUAUCUGAUUGCCAUGUAUUACAAGCGUCAUGAAUUGCAAUGGCGAUUGAAUGUCUUUUUCAGUGCUAGUAUUCUGGCUGGUGCAGUUAGUGGACUUCUUGCAUAUGCCAUCGCCCAGAUGGAUGGUGUGGCCGGGUAUAGUGGCUGGCGCUGGAUCUUCAUAAUCGAAGGUCUCGUUACUGUCGUUGCUGCUAUCGUUGCCAAGUUCCUGAUUGUGGAUUGGCCGGAGAAGGCGUCGUUUUUGAAUGAUCAAGAGCGAGCUCUGCUUCUUCAGAGACUAUCGGAAGACCAUGGAGAGGCACAGAUGAACCGCUUCGACCAGCCAGCAAUCAAACGUACAUUCUCGGACAUCAAGCUUUACCUGGGCCCGAUCAUGUACUUCGGCAUCGUGAACACCGGCUACGCCACAUCCUUCUUCACACCAACAAUCCUCAAACAACUAGGCUGGACAUCCGUUCGCGCCCAAGUGAUGAGUAUCCCAAUCUACCUCGUCGCGACAGUAAUCGCCCUAGUAACAGCCUUCGCAAGUGACCGGCUCCGCCAUCGAUUCGCAUUUACGUUAACAGGCUGCAUAAUCGCCACAAUCGGGUAUGUAAUUUUGAUCUGCCAAAGGUCAGUGCCCGUUGGUGCCCGAUAUUUCGCUCUCUACGCCAUCACCGGCGGAGGAUAUAUGACGCAGCCGAUCUUGAUGGGCUGGCUUAGCAACAACAUGGCUGGGCAUUACAAGCAAUCCAUUGCGUCGGCUAUGCAGAUCGGAUUUGGUAAUUGUGGCGGUCUGGUUGCCAGCAAUGUCUUUUUUGAUUCUGAGGCUCCUACCUAUGCUACUGGGUUUGGAGUAAGUUUGGGCAUGGUUUGGAUUUGUGGGUUGGCUUGUGUUGUUUUCUUUACUUAUUUGCAUCGUGAGAAUCGGUUGCGUGAGCAAGGGAAGAGGGAUCAUCGGUAUCAGUGGCCGAGGGAGGAGCUGGAGAAUCUUGGGGAUGAUCAUCCUAGCUUCCGGUUUACUUAUUGA